Molecule: messenger RNA, 954 nt
Organism: Fraxinus pennsylvanica
Lineage: Eukaryota; Viridiplantae; Streptophyta; Magnoliopsida; Lamiales; Oleaceae
Source: the annotation of a GenBank genome assembly
AUGGGCGCGAAGAACAAGAAAAACAAUGAAGCAGAACAGAAGAAUGAAAAUGAUAAUAACAAGAAGAAAGACAAUGGAGGAAAUGAUAAUGUUACUGCGGUUUUGAAGGCUGAUUUGCACUGUGAUGGCUGCGCAUCCAAAUUACUAAAAUGCAUUCGCUCUUUUGACGGUGUGAAGUCUUUGACCAUUGACGAAUCUCAGAAGAUUACGGUUAACGGGGAAUUCGAUCCGGUGAAACUCCGGGAAAAAGUUGAGGAGAGAACUCACAAAAAAGUGGAACUGAUUUCACCGGGACAACCCAAAAAGAACGACAAGAAUAAAGAGAAGAAUGAAAAAGACAAAGAAAAUGGAAAAGAAGACAAAAAUACCAAGAAUAACAGUGAAGGCAAAACUUGCAAGGACAAGAAGCCGUCUGUGACGACCGCGGUUUUGAAAGUGCACUUACACUGCGAGGGAUGCAUACAGAAAAUCCACAAGAUUGUGACCAAAACAAAGGGGUAUGAGGAUAUAAAAAUAGACAGACAGAAGGAUUUGGUGACAGUGACUGGAGCAAUGGACAUGAAGGCUCUAGCUGAGACUCUGAAGAAACAUUUGAAGAAAGAGGUUGAAAUUCUGCCUCCCAAAAAGGAAGGUGGCGGCGAUAAGGGGAAAGGCGGUGGAGGUGGCGGCGAUAAGGGGAAAGGCGGUGGCGGUGAUAAGGGGAAAGGUGGUGGCGAUGAAGAAGUUGGUGGGAAUAAGGGGAAAGGUGGUGGUGGUAAGUGGAAGGAUGGUGGCGGUGAGGAAGGGGGUGGAGGAGAGAACAAAAUGCAGUUCCAAAUUGGGAAUCCACAUCCGUAUAUGUACGGGCCGGGUCACAUGGGCGACCAGUUUCAAUACCAUCCACAUGUGUAUGGACCAUACCAUGCACCCCAAAUAUUUAGCGACGAGAAUCCAAAUGCGUGCAGUGUUAUGUGA